AUGGCAGAACAAGAGCGCAACCCACAGUAUGGUGCUGAUGUGGACUGGGACAAACUACGGCAAGUGCUAGAGAGACAAAGACGAGCACGCCGCAUCAUGGACACAGACUUUUCCAAGAGAAUUUACCAGGGAGUCCGGGUCAAACACACCGUGAAAGACCUGCUGGCCGAGAAGCGUUCUCGACAAAACAGUGGACCCCGAUACUCGGCAUUGACCAGGCCGCACCUCUCUCCAGUCCCCGCGCCCAAACCGCCUGGGCGCGGGGACUGGAGUGUUUAG
This is a messenger RNA of Knipowitschia caucasica, 279 nucleotides long. Lineage: Eukaryota; Metazoa; Chordata; Actinopteri; Gobiiformes; Gobiidae. The record is from the annotation of a GenBank genome assembly.